Molecule: messenger RNA, 354 nt
Organism: Diaporthe amygdali
Lineage: Eukaryota; Fungi; Ascomycota; Sordariomycetes; Diaporthales; Diaporthaceae
Exons: 1
Coding region: 1-354 (117 amino acids)
Source: RefSeq, a predicted model, not a curated record
AUGGAAGACCAGAAUAUGGACUCAUCGAGCAAGGUCCUGCAUUUUCAGGGCUCUCGCAGCACUUCGCCUGAGCAGCGCAACCCUUCAGGUACCCUUCCUCCUCAAGCUGCCGAAGCCCCCGAGUUCGUCCCAGGUGGGUCAACUCAUCACUCUGUGUCACCUCAGCAUACUAACUACCAGCAAGGUGACCAGAAGACUUCCGACACCAGCCCCGAAAAGGGAAAGUCCCCCAAGAAGAAGCUGAAGAAGCUCAAAAAGGCUGAGAAGAGGGCCGAGGACAAGGCUCAGAAGGAGAGGGCGAUGGAGGAGGAGUGGUGGAGUGGUGAUGACGUUCUCGUCCCCAAUCUGAAGUAG